Messenger RNA from Symbiodinium natans, 1164 nucleotides. The record is from the annotation of a GenBank genome assembly. NCBI's taxonomy places the organism in Eukaryota, Dinophyceae, Suessiales, Symbiodiniaceae.
AUGGCCCUAGCUGGCUGGGCCCCCACCCGCGCCGGGGCGCCCGCGGGCGCCGCGCGCCCUGCGGGGCCCUGGCGGGCGCCUCCCAUGGGCCCCAGGGCCAGGCCGAACCUCGCCCAGGGCCUAAGUCGAGGCACAGCCCUGGUGCUGACUGCCGCCGCACUGAUCCAGCGCCGGCGUUGUGCGCUGCGCGCCGGCAGCGAGGUUGCGCCCACGGACUACUACGGGCUUCUGGGCAUCCCGGCCUACACGUCCGACAAGAAGGAGAUCAAGGCGGCGCACAGGAGAACGGUGAAGCUGGUCCAUCCGGAUAUUCUGGGCGCCGCCAGCGGUGACUUGCAGGCCAUCGUUAACGUCGCGUAUCGCACUCUGAGCGAUGACGAGAAGCGUGAAACUUACGACACCACGCUUCGGCGAAGCAAAAUGGCAGGUAUUGCCAUGAGCCAGUGGAACAAGAAGGGGCCCGAAGGCCUCUUCGUUGACGAGACCGUCUGUUCCAGCUGCCUCAAGUGCGCCACCCAGUGCCCGGGAACCUUCGAAGUGGACCCAAGGACAAUGAAGCCCCACGUCUACAUGCAGUAUGGCAGCGACCAGGGCGACCUGGACAUUGCUGUGUACGGGUGCCCGGAGCAAGCGAUUUCGAAGGUGCCCCGAAAGCUGGUGCCCCUGCUGGAGUACGCCAUGGGAAAAAGCAGGUCGCUCCAGGGUCGGCUCAAUCCCUUCCAGCUGCUUGCUGCUGCCCACUGCCGGGUCGUGGUGCUCACGAACCCGCAGGAGCUGGGGGCCUUGCCACCGGACGCGGCGUUGCGCGAGGAGUACGAUGGCAUGAUGACGUCGCUGAAGGAAGACUUCCGCUCUGUUCGAGACAAAGUGCUGGACAAGUAUCUCUCCUGCGACGAGGAUGCCAAGCGGGAGGCAGCGGACAAAAUCUCCAAGAGUGGCCGGCCUUCGGCGCAAGUGAACGACGAGGACGACGAGAGAGGAGUCUUCGUCGAUGAGUCGAUCUGCUCCAGAUGCUACAAAUGCGUGGAGGUCGCUUCAUCGACCUUCGCCGUCCAUAGGAGCCCCGAGCGGGGCGAGAAGGCACACGCAGUGAUGCAGGAUGCCGAUGCCGCGGAGAUCCUCGAAGCAGCAGUGCUUCGCACCUUACAGGUGCUGAGCAGGUAA